Molecule: messenger RNA, 351 nt
Organism: Aspergillus brunneoviolaceus CBS 621.78
Lineage: Eukaryota; Fungi; Ascomycota; Eurotiomycetes; Eurotiales; Aspergillaceae
Exons: 1
Source: RefSeq, a predicted model, not a curated record
CGAAGCUACGAGACAGCAAAAGACGAAUUCGAAAUCGCCACCGAAAGCACGGAUGCGGCCACGAUCUACGCGGCCUCGGACCGGGAGGCGGCGCGCGACGCGCUGAACGAGCUGCUGGCGGUGUACACGCUGUACACGCGGGACGUGUCGCUGCUGGACGCGGCGGGGCGGUCCGGGGUGGAGAAGCUGCUGGGCGCGGAGGGCGGGGAGGAGGUGCGGAUCGACACCGGGUUGAAUCCGCAGGGGAUUGAGGAUGGGGUGCGGCAGGAGGUGCGGCGGAGGGUUGGGCAGCGGGUGCGGGAGUUGAAGGCGGCGGUUGAGGGGUUGGAGGAGAGGGCGGGGGAGGAAUAA